Molecule: messenger RNA, 1664 nt
Organism: Bursaphelenchus xylophilus (pine wood nematode)
Lineage: Eukaryota; Metazoa; Nematoda; Chromadorea; Rhabditida; Aphelenchoididae
Source: the annotation of a GenBank genome assembly
AUGAAGGUUACAGUUGUUUUCAACGAUCUGAUCUCGCUGCAAGAUGUGAGUGAAGAUCUGGAGUUGGAAAGUUUGAUGGCAUUGCUCAAGGAAGAAUGGCCAAGUCUGAUUGAGCUGGGGAAAGAUAAAAACUUUGUCCUUGCGAACACCAACCUGAAGAUUGCAGUGGUCCCUUCUGAAUUGAAGAAGAGUUUAAAGGUAGGGGUGUUUUUUUGUUUUGCUUUUAGGUAACAGUCCAUCGUCUGGCUGUUUCUUGGAGAAUAUUUGUUUUAUUUCCAGACUCUUGGCUUUAGUGAUGAUGAGUUGGUUUACUUGAUGGCUGUUCCAAAGACCGUUAUUCCUCAAGCUCCUACUCAACAACAUGUCCGGCAGCUUCCUCAAGCGUCUCAAUCGGGCCAGAUUGAUCUUAAAGGUCUAAUCGCGGCUAUCAAAGUGCCAAAGAAAGGAUCGUCUAGUCAAAAGUUGGGUCAGUCUUCGUCUUCUUCUGGCCCAGCCUCAAAAUCAACUGCUGAUAUUAAAGCGUUCUCAAAGAAGAUGUGGGAACAGUUGAAAGCGGAUCCUCAUGCGAUUCGUGGAUUCAAGUUAACAGCGCCUAGUAUCGCUAAUGCCUUUGAAACGUAUCCUAAUGACUUUGGUAAGAAAUUGAUUUCUUUGGAUCUUUUUUUGUAGUAUUCAUCCUCAUGAUUUAUAUUUGUUUUCAGAAAACUUCCACAAAGAAGUAGUAAUAAUGCUUGAGAAAAGGGACCGUUUGGUGGCUGCUCUAAAAGAUGAAACCAGUGCCGAGGCCCAAGAGUACAUUGCUCGGCAGAUUAAAAUUCAAAACAUCGAAGAUCAAUAUCAAUAUGCAUUGGAACAUCUCCCUGAAGCCUAUAUACCAGUUAAACUUCUUCAUAUCCACGUUAAAAUCAACGGAGUUGAAGUAUUGGCCAUGGUCGAUUCGGGUAAGUUAAUUUUAAAGGUCAAAUUUGAAAAGAUUUGAGCUUCUUUUAUUAUACUUGCCAUUUUAGGUGCCCAAAACUCUAUUAUCAAUCCUAGAAUUGCCAAGAAGUGCAAUAUCUAUGAGUAUGUGGACGAAAGAUUCUUUUCAAGGGCCAAUGGGAUUGGCGGAGACAGUAAAAUCAUCGGGAGAAUCCAUUCAUGUAGGUAUUUUGAUCCAAUUGAAGGUGUUCUUGAUUUAGGCAAGAUGCAGAUUGGAUCCUCGUUCAUUACUUGCCCAUUUGAUGUCCUAGAAGAACAGAAGGUGGAAAUUUUGCUCGGACUGUCAUUCUUGCGUCCAAAUGCAUGUAUAAUUGAUCUCCGAAGGAAUGUUUUGGUUCUUGGGGAUGAUAAUGAAGUGCCAUUUUUGGGUGAAGAACAAUAUAAAAAGGAAGUUACAAGACUGGGACAUUCAAAUCGUGAGUUUUUUGGCUGAUUUUUGGGAGUUAUUAUUGGUGAUAAGUAAUAUUUUUGAUAAUUUAGCUUAUGACCAUGAGGAAUCGCAAGAGGCCUCGGCUUCAGUAUCAGCACAGGCACCUGGCCCCAGCGAGGAAGUGGAUUCAGCCAAACUAGCGGAGUUAAUUUCGAUGGGAAUGGACCCAGAUAAGGCCACAAUUGCCUUGAAGAAGUAUAAAAAUGAUCUUCAACGAGCCAUUGAUUCCCUUUUUGAUGAACCCAUGGAUCAAUAA